Papaver somniferum (opium poppy) is the source of this 2129-nucleotide messenger RNA. Its product is annotated as F-box/kelch-repeat protein At4g19930-like. The transcript is spliced from 2 exons. Gene Ontology annotation, molecular function: protein binding. The coding region runs from base 60 to 1985 and encodes 641 amino acids. NCBI's taxonomy places the organism in Eukaryota, Viridiplantae, Streptophyta, Magnoliopsida, Ranunculales, Papaveraceae. The record is from RefSeq and is a predicted model, not a curated record.
AAUCUGUCAACCUCAAACUUCACAAAUUAUUAUUACCUUUUUUUUUUCUUUUAAUUUAGAUGAAGAACGGAUUCGAUUCAUAUCGUUACUGCUUGGAAACCGGUGGUAGGCAAACUACGCAGGAUCGGGAUUAUUCUAAUAGUCGGCGGUCAGUGAAGCAUAGAAGAAGGGAAGAUGAUGAGGAGAUUCAUUACCGCCGAUCAUCAAAUAGACGAAAAGAGGAAAUCAGAUGCAGCAGGCGUGAUAUUCCGUUGGACAUUAACCAUUGCCGGUCAUCAAAUAGAAGAAGAAGAAGAGAGGAGAGCAAUGAUAUUUCAGGCCGGUUAAGAAGAAUAGAGGAGUGCAACAGCAGACUGGAUGUUUCCUUGUUGGAGAUUAAUUGUGGCCGGUCAUCAUUCAUUCUAGAUAAGGUGGAUGAUAAUAAUAAUAUUUCCUUGAAUUUCCGUUCUUCUUAUAGAAGAAGAAGAGAAGAUAGCAGCAAGAACAACAUGGAUGAUGGUCGCUCAGUUAUCAAGGAGGAUACCACCAACGUGAUCAGUAAUAGCAAGUGUGGUGAUGAUGAGAUCAAUGCCACUCCAGUUGGUACUUUUCCUUGUUUUGUCGAUGAUGGUAUAGUGAUAGAGAUUCUCAGCAGACUUCCCACGAAAUCCCUGUUACGGUUCAAGUCAGUAUGCAAACAUUGGCUGUCUUUGAUUACGCAGGAUCAACACUUCAUUCAUUUACACUCUAUCCACUCGAAAUCACGUCCGAAUCUUCUCUGGAUCGCUCCAAAGCCGCAAAAAGAAGACACUGACACCCUAACUCAGGGUAUUCUGUCAGCAAAGUUAUCAUCUGUUACAACAACUGGUGGUGAGGCAAAAGUUAUUAUUCAUAAUUUUAAGAAGACAACCGAUGAUAAUUGGUUUAAUUAUGAUUAUCUUUUGGGACCGGUGAACGGUCUGGUUUGUUUCAUACACUGGAAAACAGCAGCUGCUAGGAUAUACAAUGUCAGUACAAGAAAAGUAACACCAUGGAUCAAAUCAACAUUAUUAGCAGAAGAAAAACAUAAAUUUGAGAGUGAAGACAAUCCAUUAAAAUUAGUGAGUAAUUUUCUUCCGAUAUAUCAAUUUGGGUUCGAUCCAGAGAAGAAGGAACACAAGCUUUUCUGCUUUUGGAGAUUAUCUGCUACAGAUGACAGCCCUUUUACCAGGUUUUAUAGUGACUCUGAUAGUGGCUAUGCAAGUUGGGAGGCAUUCACCGUGGGUCGUGACACUGAAUGGCGAAGGAUCAGUGUGGUACCUGAUGAGAACAACUUGAUAAAAAUUAAGGAGGUGCUCCCUCCAUAUUGCCGCGGGAAAAAGUUUGUGCAUGCAAACGGUACCAUAUAUUGGAGAAACAAGCUUAUGAACUUUGUCGAAGACCUUGAUGAUCCAUUAUGCCUUAGGGACUAUGUUCCUAGUGAUCCUGACGUCAUAAUUGGAUUUGAUGUUGGGAGUGAGAAGUUCAGGGUUAUCCCAAUUCCUAGUUUCAUCCUUGAUGAUCCUCGUGAAAAAAUGUUUAAACGGCCUAUUGCUAUGCUAAUAUUGGGUGGGCGCGUAACUCUAAUCUACGCAUUGAGCAGUAGCAUUCUUAAGCUGUUGAUGUUAGACGAUGGAGUCGAGAAAAAACUGGAGAAUUGUCAAGGAAAAGGAAGUAGUAAUUGGAGCACAGAAACUAUUACACUACCUUAUGAUUUCGAUACCGGGUGUUUACGUUUUGAUGGAGUUCCAACAAGCUCUGACAAGAUAUUAAUCUCCGUACUGAUCCCCACAUAUGGAGUAAUAGGUGGUGGCAUACAUAAAAAGAUGAGCUGUUUAUAUUCUUAUGAUCGCAAGACAAAGACUUUGGAGGAGAUUGAGAUGGACGGAAUCUUCUCGAUUCCUCCCCUUCACUGUAAUAGGUCUCUAUUUACAACUUAUACUGAAAGCCUAGUUCCUGUGUUGCCUCAACAAGGCAGAAGUCGUUAAUCAGAAUUUGGUUUUAUUUCUAAACAAUUCAUUUUGUUGUUGGUUCUUUUUAAGUUGCGGAAUAUGUCUUGUGUCCUGUAAUUUACUCUCCUGUGUAAAUGUGAAAUAGAACUUGUUGUUCGAACCUCCUGUGUAAUUGAGAUG